Messenger RNA from Funneliformis geosporum, 365 nucleotides. The record is from the annotation of a GenBank genome assembly. Lineage: Eukaryota; Fungi; Glomeromycota; Glomeromycetes; Glomerales; Glomeraceae.
CUAUUGCAGCUGGAAUUUUAAGAGAUGCCACAGCCAAAUGGUACGAUGAAAAUCAAGAGGAUGGCAUGCACAAGGAAAUCCUAAUAGCUUUAUGGAUGUCUGAGUUGGAAAUGAUUAAACAAAAUCCUGGACAAAGUGUAUCUGAUUAUACUCAAAAGUUCAAGAUGUUAAUGCAACGAGUUGAUACCACUGGAGGAUUUAGACAACAUUAUAUUGUUAGUAAAUUCGUUAGAGGAUUGUCACCCCAUUUAAUGAUCAUUGUAGUCGGCCAUAGCCCUCAAACUUUAGAUACAGCUAUCACUAAAGUUAAAGAAAUCAAAACUGGAUUUACUAUUGCUCAACCAAUCCAACAACAACAAAUAAUA